AUGUUACUGCAAGGGCACCUCAAAGAGUUGCUAAGCGACAAGGGAAGGAGCACCUUCGCCAGGGGUCGAGAGCGUCAAGGCCCACCAAUGCCGCCCUCACCAGCUCGCACCAUCAUUAUAAUUAUUGGCGGCAGCCACGAUGCCUCCAUCAAAGAUAUUGAUGUCAAACUUAUCAUGGUAGACGAUGGAAAUGGAGCAUGCAUUAUCCAUCCCCGAGUUCUUGACCAGAUGAGACUCAAUGACAAGAUAGUGCCACGCUGCAUCACACUAACUGGUUUUAAUAAUGCAAUUGAACGAACAUCGGUAGAAAUUACACUCCCCGUCCUCACCGGCGGCAUCACUCUGAAGACAACAUUCCACAUAAUGGACCAAGCCGCCAUAUACAAUGCCAUAGUAGGACGCCCAUGGAUACAUCUCAUGAGAGCCGUCCUCUCCAGCUUAUACCAAGUGAUCAAGUUCCCAACACUUUGGGGAAUAUUCAGCAUACACGGAGAACAACGCACAUCCCGAGAAUGCUACUGCAUCGCCAUGGAUAGCAUGACAACCCAACAAAAUAAAGAUAAGGAAAAAGAAGCAUAG
Molecule: messenger RNA, 579 nt
Organism: Nicotiana tabacum (common tobacco)
Lineage: Eukaryota; Viridiplantae; Streptophyta; Magnoliopsida; Solanales; Solanaceae
Source: RefSeq, a predicted model, not a curated record